AUGGACAAAGAUUUGAAAAAACAAGAAAUUCAAGAAAUUGAAGAAAGUUUAACAGAUUUGGAAUUGAAGGAAAUUUUAGAAAAAAGAGAACCCGAAUUAAUAAGCAGGGAGUUUAUGUCACUUAUUAUAACCAAAAUUAAAAUGAAGAGAAAAAUUGGUCAACAAGAAAUUGCUAAAAUGAUACUUUUUAUGGCAGAUUUUCCCGAAAGAAACUGGAAUAUUAGAGUCAUUAUGGAAGUUAUGAAAACCAAUCUUGAAGAAGUUAAUUGGAGGGAUGUAUAUUCCUAUUUUCUUGAAGAGGAUUUUAACAUAUGGUCUUUAGAAAGCUUAUAUGUAAUUAUUGAUUGUUGGGUUUGUAUAUCUGGAAUAAUAACUGUACCUUAUGAAAUAUUUUUUAAAAGAUGGAAAAAUGUGAGAUCACAAAUAUAUUUUAUUAGGUUACUUAUUGAAAGUGAUGAGAAAAAAACACAAUUAUAUUCAAACGUUUUCUUUUCUAAAAUAGUAAAGUUAGAGGAAAUAAGAAAUUCUAGAUUUAAGAGUACACUAAAUUAUGAAAGUAAUUUUAAUUGUGUAGAAUUAUUUGAAUGUAUUAAAAAUCUAGAUUCUAAUAUUCUUAUAGAGCAGAUUGCAAAAAAGGCUCCUGAAUGGUGUUUAGCUGGAUUAUCUUACGUUUAUCCUACAUUUGAGAAGUUCUUUGAUGAUUUAGUUGUUACUUUUUUUAGAGGAUCAUCAAGCAACUUUAUAUUUUACAUAUUAUUUAGGAAUAUUCCAAAAGUAAUAUUGAAAAAAUUACCGAAAUAUAUUUCAAAUGGAAUAUCUCUUUCAAAAACACUUGAUGUUAUAUUGGAACAAAAAAUGUUGCCAAUGGUCAGUGAAGAUUUAGACCCUCCUAAUAUAUGUUUUGAUAUCAUUAUAUUAAGCUCUCUUAGAGAUCAUUUAAAUUUGGGAAUAUGGUUAACUAAUAACAUAACUGCAAGAAAAGAUACAUUUGUUAAACUUUUAAUAUCGUAUGUAGAUUUAAAGAUUCAUAAUGUUUUAGAUGUUAAAGUUAAUUGUGAUUCUGAUAAUAAGUCACAGAAUAUUAUGACAGAUAAAUUAUUUCCGUUGACAAUUGAUAUGAUAAUCAAUAUAACUAAAUUAAUUGAGCAAAAUCAAAAACAGCUUUGUUUUGAAACAUUAACUCUAUUUAGUCAAUUAAAAAGGCUUAUUCCACAAGCAAUUAAAUUUAAUAAAGGUGUAGAAAGUAAUGUAGAUGAGCAAGCUUCUGCUUUUAUUAGUUCAAUUAUAAAUUCUCAGCUUUCAAUAUCGGAUGGUAUUAAAAAUAUUCAAAAUAUGCAAAAAGGAGAUUUAACAUCAAAAGAAUUGACAUUUAAAAUUUUUGGAACACUUAUUGAAAAUUAUUCAGCUCUUUAUAAAUUACCAAAUUCAGAUCUUUUAGCAGAAUUUUAUGGAGAACUUAUUAAAAGCGAUGUUAUUCCACGACCUUUCUUAAAAAUAGCUUUGAGUUAUAUUAAAGAAUCUUUAAGUUUUCCAGAAACAGAUCGUGAAUUCCAUUUCGCUUUUAAAUGUUUGGAGGUUUUUAUUAAGAAAAUUCCUAAAUUUCUUAGUGAUGUAGAGGAUAUAGAAAUUGUUAGAAGCAAUUUAGUAAAAAAAGAUUUAAUUUUAGUAGAUCAAGAUUUUUAUUCAUUUUUAAAAUUUGGCGAUCUUUUGCUGUUGUGCACAAAUUAUAAAUUUAAUAACGAAUUGGAAAAAAAAUUGGAUGAAUUAAAAAUAGCUGCAGAUAAAAAUUAUAAGGGUUUAAGAAAGGAUGAAUUUGUAGUAUUGCUUAUUACAAAUUUAUAUGAAGAGGAUACACCUUUGAUAUAUAAAAUUUACAAAACUGUUGAUAAAUCAAUUUUAACUGAAUUUAUUCAUUCUUGUCUUCAAAUUUUAGAGAGUUUACUGGGAUUUACCGUAGAAAAUGAAAUUGACUUUGUAAAAAAAUUGGGCUAUAUUCUUGGACAAAUGACAUUGGCACAAAACAGGAUGAUUUUUUUGGAUAGGUUUGAUUUUAAAAAAUUUCUUAUCAAUUCGAUUGAAAGCAGAAGAAUGUUGUUUGGUGUAUCAUUUAUAUGCAGCUUUCUUAAGCAAGGAAAACAAGGUAAAAUUUUUAUUCCAAAAAAUCCGUGGUUAAUGUCAAUUCUUAAUUUAUUGGGUGAUUUACAGCGUUGUACACUAAAAAUCAUUCGAUGCGAAAUUGAAGAUUUGUUCAACUUUUUCAAUCUCAAAAUUGUCUCAAGGCCCAUCAGAACUUUUAAAUUUAAAACACGUGAAUAUUUACUAGAAUAUAAACUUCAAGAUGGAUUUGGAUUGUUUGAUAUUGUAAAUGAUACUUCUAUUAGUAGUAAUAUUAAUGAAGAAGAAAAAUUAUUUAAACAUGUUGUUUCUCUAGCACUUGAUUUUAGCAUUCGUGAAAUAACGGAAACAAUUAUUGAAAAGGCUUGUGAAAUUGCUCUUAAAACUGGAAUGUCGUUAUUUAAAACAGUUAGAGUUGAAAAGGGGUGUGAAUAUACAUUUUUUAGAAAUUUUAUGAUAAAUUUGACCAAAUCUUUAUGUUUUAUUUCAUCUCAAGAACCUAUGCGUGCAUGUAUGUCUGGUAAUAUCACUUAUUUUUUAAAGCUAGUAGGCAUAGAAAUAUCGCCCGAUAAAAUUCACAUUAUUGUGGAAAAUAAUCAUGAAAUUUGUUGCAAUUUGAUUCAGAGAGCUGGUAUUUCAAGAAUAGCAGAUUGUAUUGGUGAAUAUUUUAAAAAUACGGAGGUAAGCAUAGGUAAUAGUUCAUUUAUAAAUUUAAAAAUUUUAGAGAAUACUACACACAUCGAAAAAAUAUUUAUUAAACCGAUUGAGGCUAGUGAGUAUCAAGAACUAAAAGCACAUUUCUUACAAAUAAACAGAAGAAAAAAUAUUAAAAAUUUCGACGUAAUAUCUGAAGAAUGGCACAUUCUGUUAAGCAAUAAUCCUGAACAUGGGUAUCGAAAGAUAAUAGAUUAUAUUUUAAAAUCAGAUGAUAAAGACAUUGAAUGUACAAAACUAUGUAAAUAUAUUAUUGGACAUUUAAUUAAAAGGACGACACAAACCAAUUCAGAUUUUUUAUAUCAUUGUCUUAAAGAUAUUUUUAAAAUAUCGUAUAGAACACAAAAGGAGGUACUAAGUUGGCUUAUUUAUUCAACUGAUCCUAGAAGGUUUAGUUUUCACUUUGUAAGCAAAUUUAUUGAAUUUAAUUUGAUUAAUUUAAUAGAAUAUGAUCAGGCAUUGGCAAGGAAUAUUAGGAUUGAAGAGAAUUUAGAUCCGAUUUUAGAACUUGUGACUAAUUUAAUUACAGGAGAUAUUCAAAUUUGCACUGUGUAUGAUUUUAUAGCUCUUUUAGAAGCUCUUUCCAAUUACAGUGACAAUAGUAAGAUUUAUGAUUUUUUUCAAAAAAUAAGUAAUUUUAUGAUGUUUUUUGACAACUUAAAUGCUUCAGAUUUUGAUGAAUUUGUAAAAUCAGAAAAAUAUAUUAUUUUUCAGGAUUUUAAAAAGGUUAGAACUUUACCAAGUAACUUAAAUAUUAAAGCAGCAUUUAAAUCUUCAUGGGAACACUUUGUAAGAUAUCAUAAGAUUCCAACGUUGUAUUGUUAUCAAAAAAUUGAUGUGAUUCCUAAUUUAAUAAAAAAUCAUCUUAAUUUGUAUAUAAAAGACACAUUAGAAGUUUUUAUAGACGCAUAUAGUAGAAGAAACUAUUUAUUUACAAAGUUUUACACACGAUUUCUUACUAAAUUACUUGAUGUUAUUGAAGAAACUCCCGAAAAUCUUAAAUUGAUCUACGAUCUAAUAAAUUUACUAAAACCAUCAAAUGUCCCAUUUUUUACAACAGGAUAUAUAGAAAUAGUUCAGCAUAAAAUUGUAAAACGCUUUUUUGAUUUUUACAUAGCUGAGGAGAUUGUUAAAGUAAUUAAUAUUAAUGAUAGUUUUUUGUAUCCAUGUACAAAAAUAUUUCUAAGCAUAAAAGAUAACAAGAAUUUUAUAAAAAUGUAUGGAAUUUAUUUAAGUUUUAUUUGUAAACACAAAUUUAUACAUUUAAAAAAUAUUUUCAAUAGAUAUAGAGAUAAUAUUUCUUAUAUUGAAAAUCAAAAUUUAUAUUUUAGAGUGAGAAGAAUGUUACAGAGUAAUACUAUAAAUAUCAAAGAAUAUAUAAAUAAUUCGAAUUUUAUUUUAUAUAUUAUUGAUAACUUAAAUGAAAAAAAUCUUGUGUCUGUAUAUGCUACAAACAUUCUUAGAACAUUUAUUAAUGAAAAGGUUUUUAUUCAAAAAAUAAUAGCUCUUGUUUGGAUUUGUAAUAAAUGUGAUUUUGUGCCUGCUGGAUUAAAAACUUUUUAUGAAGAACUUAUAAAAAAUGAAAUGAUUUCAAAAAUGGUUGACUUAAUAGAAGCCAAAUUCAAUAAAUAG
This is a messenger RNA of Vairimorpha ceranae, 4461 nucleotides long. Its product is annotated as not1-like general negative regulator of transcription subunit 1. NCBI's taxonomy places the organism in Eukaryota, Fungi, Microsporidia, Nosematidae. The transcript has a single exon. The record is from RefSeq and is a predicted model, not a curated record. Bases 1 to 4461 code for a protein of 1486 amino acids. Gene Ontology annotation, cellular component: P-body; CCR4-NOT core complex. Gene Ontology annotation, molecular function: molecular adaptor activity. Gene Ontology annotation, biological process: nuclear-transcribed mRNA catabolic process, deadenylation-dependent decay.